GGGAACAGUGGAUGUGGAAUCGAUGGGUUAUCGAAUCGUCAAUGAACGCAAUUAGACGCAAAUAUUUGACUUCAAUAAGGGAUAUUUAGACAUUUUUUUAAGAGGAAAAUUGUACAUCUUGUGGAUUUUCUAUAAUUGAUUGAGGGAAGUUCAAUCAAUUCUUUUCCAUUCAUUCCUCAUUAUUUCUACAUGCAAACACUCUUCGGGCUCGUCGACAGAGGGAACGAACUGGCGACAAGGAACGAUGUUAUUACUGUUCGAAAACGCGUGAAUUCAGAGCUGGAGAGAAGUUUAUAAGGGAUCGUAAAUUAUUAAAGGUAUUGACUGGGGGAAUCGAUCAACAACUAGUCGACAAAAUGCUCGUCUACGAGAUGCCCCUCAUUCUGCGUGCCAUGACGAAGCCGCAGACAGUAGCAGCAUUGAAGCGUGUAGCAACCGGUAUUUUCAAUCGCGGUGGUAUCAUUAGGAAAAUCGACAAUUUGGGGGAAAAGCCGACCCCGUAUAAAAUGUCGGCUAACGAUGUAGUGCAUCGUAAGGCCUCUUAUUUUAUCUUGCACUUUAAUGCACCUCCGACCAAGCUUGACGAUUUUCUGGAGGAAUGUGGUCGUGAUGUCGAUUUGAUUAGAUCUCGAGUGUAUAGGCAGCAUAAAGAAGAAGAGCCGAUACCCUGCACUUUCCAUGAGGAAAUGUUGCAACCUUGUGACAGACCUGAAGUUCAGAAAUUGAUGGAGAUUGCUUCACGCCAAAAAACUGGAUUCACUCACCCCUGGCACUGGAACUCAGGCCUGGAUUAUUACCCAUUCCAGCGAUAACUUGUUGAUAAAUACAUCUCCUUUAGAAAACUUAGUUAUGUGAAUGAAUGAAAUAAAGAACUACAUGUUUACUAA
Messenger RNA from Diachasma alloeum, 887 nucleotides. It is a transcript of the gene mRpS6, whose product is annotated as probable 28S ribosomal protein S6, mitochondrial. Gene Ontology annotation, cellular component: ribosome; mitochondrial small ribosomal subunit. Bases 357 to 812 code for a protein of 151 amino acids. Gene Ontology annotation, biological process: translation. Gene Ontology annotation, molecular function: structural constituent of ribosome; small ribosomal subunit rRNA binding. The transcript is spliced from 3 exons. NCBI's taxonomy places the organism in Eukaryota, Metazoa, Arthropoda, Insecta, Hymenoptera, Braconidae. The record is from RefSeq and is a predicted model, not a curated record.